GGUGAAUCACCCCAAUAUCUUACAACUGAUUGACACAUUUGAAACGAGGAAGGAAUUCUACAUUAUCCAAGAAUUGGCUACUGGCGGCGAUGUUUUUGACUGGAUUCUAGACCAGGGCUACUACACAGAAAAGGAUGCCAGCAACGUUGUGCGGCAAGUGCUGGAGGCAUUAGCUUAUUUACAUAAUCUGCACAUUGUUCACCGCAAUCUAAAGCUGGAGAAUCUUAUGUACUACAACCAGAAUAACCGCUCAAAAGUGGUUCUGCGGGAUUUUUAUCUUUCACGCUUUGAGAAUGGUGCCAUCACAGAACCAUGUGGGACUCCUGAAUAUUUAGCUCCUGAAGUGGUUGCUCGGCAACGCUACGGACGUCCUGUUGACUGCUGGGCUGUUGGAGUUAUCAUGUUUAUUCUGUGA
This is a messenger RNA of Protobothrops mucrosquamatus (brown spotted pit viper), 415 nucleotides long. Its product is annotated as caM kinase-like vesicle-associated protein. The transcript is spliced from 4 exons. Gene Ontology annotation, molecular function: calmodulin binding; calcium/calmodulin-dependent protein kinase activity; ATP binding. The record is from RefSeq and is a predicted model, not a curated record. The annotation marks the transcript as partial. Lineage: Eukaryota; Metazoa; Chordata; Lepidosauria; Squamata; Viperidae. Gene Ontology annotation, biological process: peptidyl-serine phosphorylation. Gene Ontology annotation, cellular component: intracellular anatomical structure.